AAGUGCUUUGUACGCGUUGCCAAUCCUUCUUCCGCUGCAAAUCCUUCUUCAGAAGUAUCCUCGGCGCCACAUGUCGCCACGCAUGCCACGCAGCACUGCGGGCGCCGCCACCCGUCGCUCCGAGCCCUCGCACUUAACCCCAGCCCGCCACCACCCAGCGACCAACAAAUCCUCACCUUCCGCCUCCUCGCCAUGGCAGACCGGCCGCCGCCCGGCCCGCGCGCAGGCGCAGCCUUGCCCCGUCCCUCGCGGCGCGGCCAAACGUCGACGACAGACCACCACUCGCUCCUCGGACGGGCCCAACCCCACGUCCCCAGCUCCACCCAGCUGCUCGGCUUCCUAGCGCUGGCCGUAACCCUGACGGCCCUCCUCGUCCUCGCGGGGGUCACGCUCACGGGCGCGCUCGCCGCGCUCGUCCUCCUCAGUCCGCUCGUGCUCCUCACCGUCCCGCUCUGGGCGCCCGUGGCGGUCGUGGUCUUCCUGACGGGGCCCGCCUCGCUCCUCGCCUGCUGCGCAGGCGUGGCCGCGGCCGCCGCGGGCACGUGGGCGUACCGGUACUUCACGGGGCGGCACCCGGUGGACGCGCACCGGUUGGAGCCCGUGGACGACUCCCGGAGCACGGUGGUGGACGUGGCGAGCCGCGUGAGGGGAUACUACGACGCCUACGCGCGCGAGCACGGCGGGUACCCGCGCCCGCACGGCCGGGUGAAGGACGCCGCGCCCGGGGCGUAGGCCGUGGCCGUGGGCCGAUGCGUGCGUCUCGGCGUCGGCGCACGUUUUAGGCUGGUCCUCUGUGUUCAUACGUGUCGAUGUAGCUGUUGUGUUUAAGCUGGAACUGGAUAGUUUUAUCUGAGCUCUGAAAAAUAAUCCUGUAAGAUCUGAUCUUAUACAUUUGAAGUUUUGAAUCUAAUUUAUAAUGAUCUCAUACAUUUGGAGUC
Molecule: messenger RNA, 938 nt
Organism: Phragmites australis (common reed)
Lineage: Eukaryota; Viridiplantae; Streptophyta; Magnoliopsida; Poales; Poaceae
Product: oleosin-like
Exons: 1
Coding region: 193-732 (179 amino acids)
Biological process (GO): lipid storage
Cellular component (GO): membrane; monolayer-surrounded lipid storage body
Source: RefSeq, a predicted model, not a curated record